Messenger RNA from Rhododendron vialii, 833 nucleotides. Its product is annotated as heavy metal-associated isoprenylated plant protein 36-like. The record is from RefSeq and is a predicted model, not a curated record. The transcript has 2 exons. NCBI's taxonomy places the organism in Eukaryota, Viridiplantae, Streptophyta, Magnoliopsida, Ericales, Ericaceae. Bases 177 to 758 code for a protein of 193 amino acids.
CCAUUCCAGGACAUUUGUCCACCUUCCUUCGCUACGCUACUCCGCCCCCUUUACAACGCCAACACAAUAAAUGAAGACACACGAAAAUCAAUUCCCAAUUCCCAAUUCAGAGAGAGAGAGAGAGAGAGAGAGAGAGAGAGAGAGAGAGAGAGAGAGAGAGAGAGAGCACGCUAGAUAUGGAAGAAGGUGCGACUUCGACUGACGUUUUAGCUUUUCAAGAACAGGGACACCAUGAAACAGAGAAACGCAAGAGAGAUGAAGAAAUAGCAGGAAAGGAAGAUAGCAGAGACAGCAAAGAGAGAGUUUCUGAAGAUAAAGGAGGGAAAGAGGAAGAAAGGGGGAUUAUUGCUAAUUUCAUCUCUAACUUGUUGGUUCCCAGAAAUAGAGAAGCUGAAAAUAAUAAAGCUAAAGAUGACAGAAUGGAUCGUGAGGGUAGUGGCAAGGGAGGGUGUAAAUUGGAGGGGGAUUUGGGCGGUGGAAAUGGUGGUGGUGGGAUUGUUGACAACCUCAUCUCCAACCUUUUUCAACCAAGUGAAGCAAGAGAAAGGGAAGAAGACAAGGGAAAUGAAAACGAGGAGAGAGUAAGUGAUGUGAAAAUAGAAGAGGAGGGAGGAGGUGGUGGUGGUGGCGGUGGAGGAGGAGGAGGAGGGGGCAUCAUUGUGACCCUUGUUUCCCACUUGCCCAAAACACUUCCAGAUGAUAUGGCUCCACCACCCGAGGAGGCCUUAAUCCUGAUUCACUCCAUUGUCCAUGACUAAAUAAAUAAUCCGUAUACAAUAUAAUAAUGAUGUUUGUACGUACAUAAUUGACCAUUUUUAAGGGUUCUUCUUCUU